AAAAGAGAAAAAAAAUAGUUUUGAGUUUGAACUUUGGUGAAGACUGCAAUGAGUAAAAUCUUCAAACAGUAUGUAGGCAGUAAACGCUCUUCACAUACAUACAAACUACAUAUGUGUUCAAGCAGUAGAAGAUACGGAUUGAAUAAAGUACUCAAUUGUACAGUACAGGAGAGGACAGUCGAGAGAUUGAAGCGGCGAAGUUCUUGGAAACUCUGCGACUAUCCAGUUAUCUUCACUUCAAAGAAUAAUCUCUGCUGGGCGCUGCUUCACCAGCUCAAUCAUUCAGGCAUACAACUAAUGGUGAAGCUGAAACAGAGACACAUCCGUUCUGCACCAGGCAAGAAGCGGCAAAAUCAACGUUCCACUGAGACUGAUCCACCUGAUGACGAAGAUUGGAUGGUGGUCAAGAAGCAGAGAAUCACUAUUUUAAUCCCACCAUUGCCUAAUAAGGUGCACACGACGACACCUAAUGUACGAGAAAGCCAGGUACAAGAAAAGCCAAGAAAUACCAAUUCCCAGUCUCCCAAAAAGACCAACUCCGAGUUACAAUAUCCAUCUCGAGCAUCUGCCUCAAAGCAAUCAGUUCAUGAAACAGAGAAAUCCAUUUCAUUGCCUCAAGAACAAGCUAUUCAUCAUCCUGUAACAGUGCAUCCUUCUGAACCGAAUUUAACACUCCAAAAGCCAUCAAGUUUGUCAUAUAGGAUUGCUUCAGACAAUUCUCCACGUCGUAGUUUCAGAGACAACAUGGGAAUUGGUAAAUGUAGCACACCAAGAGGUCGUAAGCGAAUGAUGAUACAUGCUGAUAGUAGCGCGUUUCUAGAUCCAAGAAUGAGAGCUUCGCAUCUUGAGAAAAAACUAAAGAAGGCGGGAGGAAUGGAGAAUUGGCUCGUCUCUCUUGGGCUUACACGAUUUGUCAAGGUUUUCCAGAGGAGAAGCAUCACCAAGUUUCAGCUGGCAAAUCUUACUAUGAAAAAGCUUAAGGAUAUGGGCACAGAUGCUGUCGGCCCCCGGAGAAAGCUGAUGCAUGCCAUCGACUGUCUCUGUGAACCCCAUUGUUUCCAGCACCAUUGAAUCAUUGCAACUUCAUGUUUCGCCAGCACAUAUUUUCAGUGUAUAGUUUUAAUCAAGGCAAUGCUCAUAUUUGGUGUCAUAUUUGCCGAUACUUUCUUUUAUUUCUUUCCUAAUUACAGAGGGGGGGGGGGGGCAGGGGGGGGG
Sesamum indicum (sesame) is the source of this 1215-nucleotide messenger RNA. Its product is annotated as Sterile alpha motif (SAM) domain-containing protein. Gene Ontology annotation, molecular function: protein binding. The record is from RefSeq and is a predicted model, not a curated record. NCBI's taxonomy places the organism in Eukaryota, Viridiplantae, Streptophyta, Magnoliopsida, Lamiales, Pedaliaceae.